Molecule: messenger RNA, 453 nt
Organism: Paramuricea clavata
Lineage: Eukaryota; Metazoa; Cnidaria; Anthozoa; Malacalcyonacea; Plexauridae
Source: the annotation of a GenBank genome assembly
AUGUAUAGCUGUGUAGAAGAAGUAUUACAAGAUCACAUUGAAACCGAUAAUGUGUUCAUUAAUUCUGAAAGUUCGUCAGAAACUGAUUUGGAUAGAAUUGAAAAAACUUGCAGUGAAUUGUUUGUUGAAGCAGAAGAACAAGAACAUGUUAACCUAGAGGAUUACAUUGACUUAAAUGAUGUUUUCAACUCAGUAACAUCAGAAAACACAGAACAGGAAAAGAAAUUACCAAAUGACUUUAAUGUAUUUGAUUUUUUAGAGACUUUGAAAGAUAAAACCAAGCUGUCUUCUGAAGAAGGAUCCCUGAAGAAUAACAUUAAUACACUCCUCUCAAAACUACAAACUAAAGAGUAUUUACCAAGGGUCCAUAUAUUUCUGCAAAUUUAUUGGGCUGCUAUAUCAGACAACAUUACUGCAAGAUUGAAAACCGUUAAGGGCAAUGAUAAAUUUUAA